Molecule: messenger RNA, 809 nt
Organism: Dinoponera quadriceps
Lineage: Eukaryota; Metazoa; Arthropoda; Insecta; Hymenoptera; Formicidae
Exons: 6
Coding region: 218-673 (151 amino acids)
Biological process (GO): angiotensin-activated signaling pathway
Cellular component (GO): plasma membrane
Source: RefSeq, a predicted model, not a curated record
UUUGGUAGGAGAGAAUCAGAUGGCAGCAACUGUAAAAGGCGCUGUUACACAGCUGAUAUACGCAAUAUAUGCAUUUCAUGUUGUUGUCGAAUUAAAGUCGUAGGCGGAGAAAGAUUAGAUAGGGUUCUGUCAGCCAGAGAUAUUUUGUAAUCACAUUCUAAUUAAUCGACCAUUGCUUUACCAUUAUUGGUACUGUAGGUACUGUCACACAAUUAAAAUGCCUAAUUUAACCAAUUUAUCUCAUUUUCCUUUGAAGAUCAUAUUCACAAUACAUCUGGUGCUCGUAACAUGGAGUACGCAAGGAAGAUGGUGUCCGCAAUCUGUAAUAUUCUACAACUUCCUAUUCUUUGUUUGUAUUUUAUGGGCUAUUCAUAAUACAGAAUCAGAUGAACCACUUCAAUUUGCUCUUUUCAUAAAUGUGCUCUCUAUACUUCUUGAUGUGAUCAUUUUAUCAGUCAACUAUUAUUUGUUCGAUACAGUUAGUACAGUUUUUAUGAUAAUAAAUUUGGUUGCCCGUCCUGUUACGAGUAUAUAUCUGCUACGAAUAGGCCAAGCAAGAAAUGGCACUUUAGCCACAGUAUUUGCACCAAGUCCUUCCAUGGGUUUGGGCCGACAAGACUAUGAAGAGAUAUCUCAUCCGAUCCCACAGAAUGCUGAUUUCGAUGGAGUUUAAAGUUAAAUGAAGUUUGCUUGAAAUAACAAUUCUGAAUAUGCAUCUUUAUUCAAUAUACAUGUUUGUAAUAUAUUUUAAAUAGCAUUUCAUAAGAUUAUUUAUUAAUUAUAUAAACAUAAAUAUUAUAAUGUUACAU